Messenger RNA from Aspergillus novofumigatus IBT 16806, 2280 nucleotides. RefSeq names its product GH92 family glycosyl hydrolase. Gene Ontology annotation, molecular function: peptide-N4-(N-acetyl-beta-glucosaminyl)asparagine amidase activity; carbohydrate binding. Gene Ontology annotation, biological process: carbohydrate metabolic process; protein quality control for misfolded or incompletely synthesized proteins; glycoprotein catabolic process. Bases 1 to 2280 code for a protein of 759 amino acids. The transcript has 5 exons. Gene Ontology annotation, cellular component: nucleus; cytosol. The record is from RefSeq and is a predicted model, not a curated record. NCBI's taxonomy places the organism in Eukaryota, Fungi, Ascomycota, Eurotiomycetes, Eurotiales, Aspergillaceae.
AUGAAAAGGGUAGCAUUAAGGAACUUCGCUGCUAUACUGCCCGUCCAAUGGACAAGUCUCGCUGCAGGCCAACCUUCAUCAACUGAAAAUGACAUCCUCAAAUAUGUCAAUCCCCUGAUCGGCUCCACCAACGGCGGCAAUGUCUUUGCAGGCGCAAGUCUCCCCUACGGCAUGGCCAAAGCCGUCGCCGACGUCGACGGCCAGAACACCGGCGGCUUCGCAACAGACGGCAGCCAUGUCAUCGGGUUCUCAAGCAUGCACGACUCUGGCACAGGGGGUAAUCCCUCGCUAGGCAAUUUCCCCCUCUUCCCGCAGUAUUGCCCAGACGAUGUGCUGGAUAACUGCCGCUUUCCGAAAGCUGCGCGCGGAGUGCACUAUGUCAAUGAGUCGGUUGUUGCGCGGCCCGGGCACUUUGCCCUUGCGCUGGAGAAUGGGAUUCAAGCUGAGAUGACGGUGUCGGAGCAUGCGGCUCUGUACCGGUUUACCUUUCCAUCGUCCACAGCGCAGGACGGGUCGGAGCUCAGUCCGCUGAUUCUGGUUGAUUUGACGGACGCAUGGGAUAGCCGGCAGAAUGCGUCUAUCAAGGUCGAUGCUGAGAAUGGUCGGAUCACGGCCAAUGGGACGUUCUUGCCUAGUUUCGGGGCCGGGUCGUAUGUCUCGUACUUUUGUGCGGAUUUCGGGGGUGCGGCUGUGAAGGACAGUGGGAUUUGGGUUAACGACCGUGCGGGGACCGAGCCUCAGGAGCUGUUUGUCACGCGGGGAUUCAAUCUGUUCUAUCUGCAGGCCGGUGGGUUUAUGAGAUUCAAACGGCCCGAGGAUGGGACGGUUACUGCGUGUGAGAAUGCAGAGAAGGAGAUUCCUCAUCCUGAACACGACUUCGAUACGCUGAGGCAGCGGGCUGAGAGUGCAUGGCGGGAGAAGCUCAGCCCUGUCUCUGUGCAGGCGGGAGGCGUGAGUGAGGACUUUCUCGAGAGCUUCUGGAGUGGCGUGUAUCGGACCAUGCUGUCUCCUCAGGACUUGACGGGCGAGAACCCGCUCUGGCGCAGUGAUGAACCGUACUACGAUUCCUUCUACUGUAUCUGGGACUCCUUUAGAGCCCAGCACCCAUUUCUCACCGUUGUUGACCCUGUCGCACAGUCGCGGAUGGUACGAAGUCUCCUCGAUACCUACAGGCAUGAAGGUUGGUUGCCGGAUUGUCGUAUGAGUCUUUGCAAGGGCUGGACGCAAGGCGGAUCCAACGCGGAUGUCGUCCUGGCAGAUGCUUUUGUCAAGAACCUUACCGGGAUCAAUUGGGACCUCGCGUAUGAGGCCAUGGUCAACGACGCGGAGAACGAGCCCUUGGAAUGGUCGUACGAAGGUCGAGGUGGCCUGCAGAGUUGGAAGCGUCUGAACUACAUUCCUUACCUGGAUUUUGACUACCUCGGCUUUGGGACCAAUUCCCGCAGCAUCUCACGUACUCUGGAGUAUUCCUACAACGACUUCAGCCUGGCCAUGGUUGGACGAGGUCUGCGCAAGCGUGACUAUACCAAGUAUCUCUCUCGAGCGAGCAACUGGCAGAACCUCUACAAGCCAGAUCAACAAUCCCUGAUCAACGGCACCGACACCGGCUUCGUCGGCUUCUUCCAACCGAAGUACCUGAACGGAACUUGGGGCUACCAAGAUCCCAUCGCCUGCAGUGCCCUGGCCUCAUGGUGCUCACUAACCUCCAAUCCCUCCGAGACCUUUGAGUCCAGCGUCUGGGAAUACCAAUUCUACGUCCCCCAUGACAUGGCCACCCUAAUCCACCUCCUCGGCGGCCCAGACACCUUCAUCUCCCGCCUCGACUUCUUCCACACCUCCGGCCUAGCAGACAUCGGCAACGAGCCCGUCUUCCUAACCGUCUUCCAAUACCACUACGCCGGCCGGCCGGCCCUCUCCGCCGCGCGCGCUCACACCUACAUCCCCUCCGCCUUCAACGCCUCCACAUCCGGCAUCCCGGGCAACGACGACUCGGGGGCCAUGGGCGCCUUCACCGUCUUCACGAUGAUGGGCCUCUUCCCCAACCCCGGUCAGAACACCGCGACGAUACGGAAUGUCAAUUUCGAUAGUUCCUACCGGAGGAUAUAUAUCCAGAGUGCGAGGCUAAACGGGGAGCCGUAUACCAAGAAUUGGAUCGGUCAUGAGUUUUUCACGGAGGGGUGGACGCUCGAGUUGACGCUGGGUGAGAAGGAGAGUGAUUGGGGGACUGGUGUGGGUGAUCUGCCACCGAGUCUGGGGGAGAGUAUGCAUCUAUGGAAUUAA